AACCGAAUUCCACCAGCGCACAGGGAUCACUGGCUAGUAGCACACCAUCAUGACCGAUUAUUCCUACUUCGAUAUCAAAAUAAAACUACGAGAUCCAGAUGCAGUUGUAUUAACACCGUCUCUCUUUCGAAACUGCAUUAUCGAUAGUCUGGAUAGUUUUUUUUGCGAGGAAAAGUUUACCCUUGAAAUUGUCAAGUUUUGUGCACAGCAACAGCGGGUAAUCUUCCGGGUGCCCCAGGAACUGCACGAUAUGACCUGUGGUUGCUUGGAACUAAUAGGACAUUACCAGGAAAUUCCUUGUCACUUUCAGGUGUUGGAAACCUCUAAAACGGCAUUGGAUUUUGAAAAGCUACGCGGGAAUGAAAAAAAUAAUGAGAACUAA
This is a messenger RNA of Drosophila bipectinata, 382 nucleotides long. RefSeq names its product Ribonuclease P/MRP subunit p14 b (gene Rpp14b). Gene Ontology annotation, molecular function: ribonuclease P RNA binding; ribonuclease P activity. NCBI's taxonomy places the organism in Eukaryota, Metazoa, Arthropoda, Insecta, Diptera, Drosophilidae. Gene Ontology annotation, cellular component: nucleolus; multimeric ribonuclease P complex. The record is from RefSeq and is a predicted model, not a curated record. Gene Ontology annotation, biological process: tRNA 5'-leader removal.